GAGCCGGAGGAGGAGGGGAGAGGCCUGGAGGACACCAACAUGAACAAGUUGAAAUCAUCGCAGAAGGAUAAAGUUCGUCAGUUUAUGAUCUUCACACAAUCUAGCGAAAAAACAGCAGUAAGUUGUCUGUCUCAAAAUGACUGGAAGUUAGACGUUGCAACAGACAACUUUUUCCAAAAUCCUGAACUUUAUAUACGAGAGAGUGUAAAAGGAUCAUUGGAUAGGAAGAAGUUAGAACAACUAUACAAUAGAUACAAAGAUCCUCAAGAUGAAAAUAAAAUUGGAAUAGAUGGUAUACAGCAGUUCUGUGAUGACCUGGCACUCGAUCCAGCUAGCAUUAGUGUGUUGAUCAUUGCAUGGAAGUUCAGAGCAGCGACGCAGUGUGAGUUCUCCAAACAGGAGUUCAUGGACGGCAUGACAGAACUAGGAUGUGACAGCAUAGAAAAACUAAAGGCCCAGAUACCCAAGAUGGAACAAGAAUUGAAAGAACCAGGAAGAUUUAAGGACUUUUAUCAGUUUACUUUUAAUUUUGCAAAGAAUCCAGGACAAAAAGGAUUAGAUCUAGAAAUGGCCAUUGCCUACUGGAAUUUAGUGCUUAAUGGAAGAUUUAAAUUCUUAGACUUAUGGAAUAAAUUUUUGUUGGAACAUCAUAAACGAUCAAUACCAAAAGACACAUGGAAUCUCCUCUUAGACUUCAGUACAAUGAUUGCAGAUGACAUGUCUAAUUAUGAUGAAGAAGGAGCAUGGCCUGUUCUUAUUGAUGACUUUGUGGAAUUUGCACGCCCUCAAAUUGCUGGGACAAAAAGUACAACAGUGUAGCACUAAAAGAACUUUCUAGAAUGUACAUAGUCUGUACAAUAAAUACAACGGAAAAUUGCACAGUCAAUUUCUGCUGGCUGAACUGAACUGAAGAUCAAUCCUCAUAAUUCAGGCUGAGGGUUGAGACAAAACUUUAAGGAUACAUCUUGGACCAUAGCGUAUUUCAUUCUUCUAAUGGUGGUUUGGGCUUGUCUUCUAGUCUGGGCCGCUCUAAACAUUUAUAAUUUCAACAUUGUGGAGUUCAUCUUAUAUCUGUGGACCAUCCUAGUUUUUCUCCCAUAAGUCUUAGAAGCUUUAUGGUGAUUAUUUUGAGGUUUCCAUUCUCGCAUAAAGCACAAUGCUGUCUUCAUCAGAAAACAGUUUGGCAUAAGAAUUAAACAUGAACAUCACAAACAAUUUAUAAAAACUUCUUAAAUAGAUGCUUUGGGCUAGUUGCAAAGACUAUGCUGAUAGCACUUCCAAUGAAAAUGAUACAUUUAAGUGUACCAGAUCUGAAAUGGUGUUUUGGUUUUGGGAUUUUUUUUUCUCCCCCCAGAUCACAUGUAUUAUUGCUGUGAGUAGAGUAUCUGAUGAAAAAAAUGUCAAAUAACUGACGUGAAAAAAUUAGAAUAACUUGGUGCCUACCUGAAAACUUUAUUUUGCUUCAGACCCAUGAUUUCAAAAGGUUCCACAGAAGUAGUCUGCACUUAUCUUCCCCAUGUUUAUACAUAGUUGUUCUACAGGGAGCUUUUAUUUAGAAGAUGUCUGCAUAAUGCUAGACUCCACUUCUUUCUACAUUAUGCAUUACAUGAUUGAAUUUCAUUGUGAUUUUUGAAAUGCUUUAUGCCUGUCAAAUAAGUUAAACUAUUUAAUUUGUUUUGAAUGUUUUAGAUUGCUACACAAUACAAUAUUCUAAAUUUA
Orycteropus afer afer is the source of this 1719-nucleotide messenger RNA. RefSeq names its product defective in cullin neddylation 1 domain containing 1 (gene DCUN1D1). Gene Ontology annotation, cellular component: ubiquitin ligase complex. The record is from RefSeq and is a predicted model, not a curated record. NCBI's taxonomy places the organism in Eukaryota, Metazoa, Chordata, Mammalia, Tubulidentata, Orycteropodidae. Gene Ontology annotation, molecular function: ubiquitin conjugating enzyme binding; cullin family protein binding; ubiquitin-like protein binding. Gene Ontology annotation, biological process: positive regulation of ubiquitin-protein transferase activity; protein neddylation.